Cuscuta europaea is the source of this 1013-nucleotide messenger RNA. The record is from the annotation of a GenBank genome assembly. NCBI's taxonomy places the organism in Eukaryota, Viridiplantae, Streptophyta, Magnoliopsida, Solanales, Convolvulaceae.
CCCGCCCCUGCAACUUCUCUCAAUCUUUUUGCCUCCUGCUUUGAAUCCGAUUGAUUUUGCUCCAUUUAUAACCACAUCGAGCCUGCCUUGUUUCUCAUUAUUAAGUUCCCAUUCACAGAACUGGCAGAUCUGAGUAUCUAAUUUUCAUUACAACAUAUUUUUAGGCAUGAAAAUUCUUUGUCAGGCAGGUACAUUGUUUUGCCGUUCCAAUAGAGCUUCAAGGAAGGAAAGCAGCAGAAAGAAGAAGAGUGAAAGGUUAGGGGAGAAGAAGAAGAAGAUGAUGAUGAUUGUUAGUGGUAUAAGGUGUAAGGCGCUUUUGAUGGCUAAAAUAAUAUCUUGGAGGAAGGUUGUGGCGGAGGAUGAUGAUGAUGGAGCUAUAUGGAAGAGAAAUGUUGUUAAAGGGCAAAAAUGUCAGCCAUGGAAUUUUUCAGGCAAGAUUUCCUACGAUUCCAACGGUGACCGGGUUUUGGGUCCAGAAUAAGCACGUUACGGUUGCCGCCGUCCGCCCGUCUGGCCGGAAUGAUGCACGGCAGACAAAUCCCCACUCAACGGCUGCAAACAUUUUAAAUUGAAAAUAGGGAUGUCCUUAAAGUUUGUACGGUACGUUUAUAUGGUGCAAACGUGCAGUAGAAGUGUAUUGUACCAUACGCACGGUAUAACCGAUUUUUCCUUUACGUUGCGCUUCUUCGAUCUUGUUUUGUUUCUUGAUCGCCAUUCACAGCAGGAUCUCUGCUCUUUGUCACCGCGCUCUUCUCCUCAAGCACGAACGCCUUCCUCCUGUGCAGAGGCGAUGCCUCUUGGGGAUCUUCUCUGUUCGACGAUGCUGCGAGAAGAAGAAGUCCAAAGAUGACAAAUUGAGCGUGAUUUAGGAGUUCGAUGUAGUGCUGAGUAGGAGCGUAUAUCUCGAAUGAGUUUUAUAUUAAACUAGUAUAGUACCAAUGUAUACGCACGUGAAAUGGUAGUUGGUGCAUAUAUUUUUAUUUAUGAUCUAAUUAAAUAUUAUCACAAAACAU